AUGGCUGACGAGGAUUGGCCAUCGGUGAAGUUUCGCGAGCACGUCAUCAAUCGGCUAGAACCUGAACUUGCCAGAAAUCGACAGAAUGCACCGAACCUGCCGGUGCCUGGCGACGCGCGACAAGUCGAAGAAUAUGUGUUCGCAAAAUGUAUGUCGAAAGAUGAGUAUAUGAGAACGAUUGCCAAGGUUAUCAAUGCGAUCAAUUGUAAUAGCAAAUCGGCGGCGGUUCCUCCCGCGUUGCAGUCCAACAAUUUCCACAGCCCGCCGUGCACAACCGGAAGUAAGGUGAACAAUACCCCGGUUUGCUCAACGCCGAGUUAUCGUGCUGCAGUGCCACCGGAUCCGCAACCGACGGCGUCGCAGACGCGCAAUUCGUCGACAACGAGCGCCGCCGCGGCCGCCGCUGUUGCUGCCGCCGCCAGCACCACCACGAAUUCGCUGCAGCCGAUUCACAACACGACGGUUGGAUUCAAUGCGGCCGGCGCCGGCGGAGCGUCGUCGUUCAAUGGCGGUCCGGCGAUGGGACAACCGCCACCGCAGAUGGCAGGACCCGGCGCUUAUGGACAGUAUGGCAUGAUGAAUAGCAACGGCGGGUACGAUCAGAUGAUGAAGCAGCCGAAAAUGGAAUCGCGGCCGUGGGAGCUUGGAAAUAUGUACGGGCCGCCCGGACAGCAGCCGCCGCCACCGCAGCAGCAGCAACAGCAGUCAUGGUCGCAGCACGGAAUGCCACCACCGCCACAACAGAGCCAGCAGCACUUCAAUGGAUCCACGGCUUCGUCGGUUGGAUCGUCGUCGUCGUCAUCGGUAUUGGAAUCGUUGAUCAAUCAGCCGUACACGAUGGGAUCGUCGUCGUCGUCAUCAUCAUCGUCAUCACAGCAACAACAUCAGUCAUCGCAGCAACAGGUGCCGCAAUCAUCGCAGCAGCACCAACAGCAACAGCAGCAGCAGAGUCGCGAGCCGACUAUGAUGACUCCUGAGGAGCAAGUGGUGUAUAAUAACAAAUUACGAAUGUUGAAACAUAAUUGCGAGAGCUUAAGAAUGCGUGCUCGCCAAUGCCACACCGAAGGCAAUCAUGAGGCUGCUCAUAAGCUUGAAGUGAUGCUUGGCGUUCUUGAAGGAAAACGCGUCGUGAGUUUGGAGUAUUUGAAUCAUUUGGAGUCGUGGAUCCACAAGAAGGCCGACUUUUUGGCGGCGGCGAUCAAUCAUCAACCGAUGCGGCCGCCGAUGAACGAUGGAAUGGGCGGCGAUCCGCACGCGGCUCCGAAUAUUGGGGUUCCGAACGGGCAUAUGCAAAUGGGCGGCCCCCCGAUGAAUCCGUAUGGUGGACCGCCGAAUCCGUACGUUCAACAAUGGCAGCCGAAUGGAAUGCACCAGCAGCAAAUGUGGCAUCCGCAUCAGCAAUCGCAGCGGAUGAUGCCGCAGGAGAUGAUGAUGCCGGGUGGGCCGCCGAUGGGGCCGGUUGGCGUUGGUGGUCCGAUGCAUGGCAUGUACAGAGAGCACGAUCAGCUCACCUCGCCGGUCGGAAGCCAUCGACAUCAGCCGUAUCAGACGCCGACGAUGCGCAACAACAUGCGAACGAUGUCGUCGUCGAGCAGCGGAUCGAUGCGUGAUCGCAACUCGAUGAAUGGAAUGCCGACGACGCCGUCGUCGAGCACGAUGAUGACGCCGACGCGGCCCGGCAUGAUGGGACCAAUGCCUGGUUUUGAGGAUUUGAGCUACGACGAAUUCUUGUCGCCAAGUUUGGAUCAGAUGCAUCCGAGUGUGACACCGCAGAAGCAGCCGCCAAUGAUGAACAACCAAAUGCGGCCAGUUCUUAACGAUACUGCUCGACGGGAGCUGAUGGCUCUUGAGAAUCGAUUCGAGAUUAAUCCGAAUAUUGAGAAGCACGAUGCGAAUCAUAAUAUGGUUGUAUGCAAAAUACGCGGUCAGCCAUUCCCGCCGCUUCGUCUCGUCGUGCCGAACUCGUAUCCAGUGGGACAAGUUUCGGUUGAUCGCGCGGCGAUAGACUUGGAUGCUUAUUUAUAUGAUGAUCUCCAAAAUGUAGUUCAUGAGCGGCUUGCGCAACCUGGUUUGACAUCGCUCACCGACUAUCUCAACGCUUGGGAGGAGCAAGUCAAUCAAUAUUGUCAGAAUCAGAAUCAUGGUAACAAUUUCGAUGCGACAUUCGGCAACGAUUUCCUCAAUUAUGAUGGUCUAAAUUUGUAA
Molecule: messenger RNA, 2205 nt
Organism: Caenorhabditis bovis
Lineage: Eukaryota; Metazoa; Nematoda; Chromadorea; Rhabditida; Rhabditidae
Source: the annotation of a GenBank genome assembly